Molecule: messenger RNA, 1762 nt
Organism: Procambarus clarkii (red swamp crayfish)
Lineage: Eukaryota; Metazoa; Arthropoda; Malacostraca; Decapoda; Cambaridae
Product: lysosomal-associated transmembrane protein 5
Source: RefSeq, a predicted model, not a curated record
ACUGGAGGAUUCUGGACACCAUAAUUUAGGGCCCUGAGGCUCUCAUUUCCCAUUCAGUUGACCGUCGCCGUGCGAGACGUCCACACACGCUCUCACACAUCCGGAACCUCUGUAGUUUAUACCUUCUCACGCAGGAUUUGUUCAGACAUUUCAAGAUGUGGGAACCACAAAGUUGCUGUUGCUUCAGGUUACGGACUGGAAGUAUUAUUAUUGGAUUUCUGUCCUUGAUCAGUGCCAUCCUGAAUAUCAUCAACUUCAUACGCAUCGCGAUUAAUGGGACGGCGCACCAACUGGCUCACCAACUCUGCUCUGGCCAAACUCAUAGUGCAGAAGUAUUCACCGAGUGUGCACACCUGAUGCUGAAUUUGAUCUUUGGACUUGUGGGCGUUGAUGUAGUGACGAGCUUCAUUCAACUGAUAUUGAGCAUUAUUCUCAUCUGUGGCAUUUUCAAGAACAAGUCACGUCUGCUGAUUCCUUACAUGAUAAUGUGCUUGAUCAAUAUCAUCAUCCUGAUACUCGUAGCCUUGGCUCUCAUUGUACUCGCCGGUCUUCAUCUACCAGGGUGGUAUGUGGUUAUCAUCAUCAUAGUGUUUGGUGCCUGGAUCUUCUGGGCCACAUUCUUGCUUCUGGUCAUCCGUACACACUACUUAGAAAUGAAACGUGAAAAUCCUGGCCAUAUGGUGUUGAAGUAGCAGUCUAAUUAUCGGUUCUAUAAGAAGAAACUUCAGCCAGUUUCAGAAUUUCUAGGAAUUGAUCUGUCUGUUGUUGUUAACAUAGUUAUACUUGCAUGGACAUAUACAUCUAUUCUACAAGUCACUGUUGGUGAAUACGAAGAGAACACAAAAAAUAUAUUAGUAAACUGUUGCCAGGUCAGGUGUUGAUUCUGGUGUAAAUAAAGAAUUGGAAAAUCUUUAAUAAGAAUAUAACCAUGUCUGUUUUAGCUGGUAGUGUGUUUGUCAAAUACCUCAGGGUGAUAAUACAUGUUAUCUUGAAUUAUAAAUAAGGGGGCCGACGGCCCUAUCAUCUUUUACUCUUGAAAAUAUUUUUAAAUUUCUCUUUCUGUGAUAUUUAGUCCUUUGUGGUUGGGGCAUUGUGCUGUUCCUGCCAUACAGUGAUCAUACUGUAAGGAGGCUGCGCAAGACCUAUUGAUCCAUGCUAAAUAAUUUAUAUAAUUAUUCAUUGUGUCGGGGGACAGGACGCCAGAGUGUAUUCAUACACGUUAGGAUGACGUGAUCGGGGUCCUCCACCCUCAAAGGUCGAAUUACUGACCCCGCCCAGGAUGCAACCCUACAACAAGCUGACUAACUUCUGGGUACCUUCUUAGUGCUAGGUGAACGGGUGCCUUAGGAAAUGCGCCCAACCAUUUCCGCUGCCCGGGAUUCGAAUCUGGAAUUCUCGAUUGUAAGUUGAGAACGAACCCGGGACCCAUUUGAUCUACCAACAGAUCUUUUACAAAUAUCUCCAGUUCGCUGGUGAUAUUGUAGGCUUGCCGCCGCCUCCCAUUGGAUGGGGGGGGGUAAGGUAUGUAUUAUAAGUUUGUACAACUUGAAACUGGAGACUGUAGAUGUGGUCGUUCUCGAACCAAUUGUUAAUGUAAUAACUCAUCAAAGGGUGUAACUAGGUUAUUAAGACUGUAACUUGCUAACCCUUCGUUCCCAAACUCUUUACUGUCACUACUACUUUUUGAUAGCGCCCCUUAUUAAUGGCCGCAUACAAUCAAUAUUUAAAAGAUAUUUAUCAGCAUAAAUGUUAUUGUACUUAU